UGACUUUAGCGAGCAUGAUGAUUAUGACGGCAGACAUUGCUGUUAGAGAUCCUAUGUCUACAGGAUGGCAAGCCAUUACAUUGGCAUUUGACAUGUUCUUUGUCGUAGAUAUUUUUCUACGAGUACUUGCAGAAGGGGCACAGCUCUACUUUUCCGUGACCCUCAAUAUCGUAGAUGCUGCAAUUAUCGGGUUGUCUCUGCCGAUUAAUGUCUUGUACAUAUGGCACGACCCAGAGUUUCGUAACGAUGCCCCAAGGCUUUUCAGAUCAUUUCAAAUCUUUCACUUCACUGUCAUGUUAAGAGUUGUUCGAUUGGCUCACCAGAUACGCUACUUUCGAAGACUGGUGUCAAAAAGAUGUUGGAAGGAUGGAUUUCACCUGGGGCUCAGAUACAUCUCAGAUCAGAUUAUUAUGAUAACAUUUCCCCAUGGUGAAAAUCAGUCUUCCUGCAGGAAUUCUACUGUGGAUGUCAUGCGGUUCCUGGAGGCAAGACAUGCAGACCACUAUUGUAUCUGCAAUCUCUGUAGUGCAAGGGAAUACUAUCCUGUGUACAUUCAGGAAAGGGUCUUUAGACUUGAGACUGAUGAACACAAUGUCCCCAUUCUGGACCAUAUGAUGGCGUUCUUCACCCGUGUAAGAAACCGGACAGCUCAAGAUAGCAACAAUGUGGUAGUGAUUUACUGCAAAGGAGGCAAAGGACGAACUGGAAUAGCGAUUUGUAUCUGCCUUAUUGCUAGUGGAAUGGUCUCACCUGCAAAGGAGAGCCUUGCUUACUUUGCAAAACAUCGGACAGAUGAAUCCAAAGGCACUGAGUAUCAGGGUGUAGAAUCUCCUUCUCAGAGGAGAUAUGUGCAGUACCUCGGAUGGAUGAUAGGUCAAAACAACGUAGAAGCAGCACGACUUGUAAUCAAAAAAAAAAUCACUCAUUCCAUAUGUGGUGUUGGAGCAGGUGAUGGAUAAGAUUUAAUAAUGCAAGUAACAAUGAAAAAAACGACUGUGUUUUCCUGCUCCGUUGGAAAGAACUGUAAGCUCAUCCAUGACACUGAGGAAAACAAAUAAAUAAUUAAGGUAUACAACUGCCCACCGCUAUAUGCUGAUGUGAAAGUGAAGUUUUUCUCUCUGAUGCUUCCUAAUUAUUAUGAUGAAUGUGCAUUUCAUUUCUGGUUCCACACAAGUUUUAUAAAGGGAAAGAGGCUCUAUCUAUCACAAGAGCUACUGGAUAACCCCCAUAUGGAAAAGACAUGGAAUAUUUACAAUUCUGAAUUUACUGUGGAUGUUCGCUUUGAUGUAGCAUAA
Molecule: messenger RNA, 1295 nt
Organism: Carlito syrichta (Philippine tarsier)
Lineage: Eukaryota; Metazoa; Chordata; Mammalia; Primates; Tarsiidae
Product: phosphatidylinositol 3,4,5-trisphosphate 3-phosphatase TPTE2
Exons: 1
Biological process (GO): transmembrane transport; dephosphorylation; monoatomic ion transport
Cellular component (GO): cytosol; membrane
Molecular function (GO): monoatomic ion channel activity; phosphatidylinositol-3,4,5-trisphosphate 3-phosphatase activity
Source: RefSeq, a predicted model, not a curated record